Molecule: messenger RNA, 630 nt
Organism: Oikopleura dioica
Lineage: Eukaryota; Metazoa; Chordata; Appendicularia; Copelata; Oikopleuridae
Source: the annotation of a GenBank genome assembly
AUGCAUCUUUCGGCCUCUUUGGUCCUGGCAGUCGGCGCGGACAUCCACAAUCCGGGUCUGAUCGAGCCCACCAAAUGCGAAACUUGCAAGUAUUUUACGCUGGAACUGUCUGACAGACUCCGCGAAACUGGCAGCAAGAAAGAAGUGCUCCAGACGGGACACGGGCUCGACAGGAAGAAAAAAGAAAUAAAGUACGCUACUUCCGAGCUGCGUCUGAUAGAAAGUCUGGAAGACAUUUGCGAGGCGAUUCUGGAAUACAACAUGCACAAAGAAAGAACUGGCUCGUUACGAUUUGCGAAGGGCCAAAGUCAAACGAUGGAGACUCUGAAGAGCUUGAAAGAGCGCGGCGUACAGGUCGACCUUGGAAUUCCUGACGAGAUGUGGGACGAGCCGAGUGCUGAAGUGACCCAAAUGAAGAAGGAGUGCGAGUCGAUUUUGGAAAACUCGGAAGAAGAUAUAGAAGACUGGUUCUUCCACCACCAGCACGUCGACAUCCAAGACUUCAUCUGCCGGCAGCGAGUUUUGAAGCCCGACGACCAAGAAUGCCUCGAUGAAGUCUGGACAGGAGCAGAACUCGUCCACGAAGAAGAAGUUUCUCCAGCCGACGAAGUAGAUCACGAUGAGCUCUGA